Molecule: messenger RNA, 1362 nt
Organism: Fonsecaea pedrosoi CBS 271.37
Lineage: Eukaryota; Fungi; Ascomycota; Eurotiomycetes; Chaetothyriales; Herpotrichiellaceae
Exons: 2
Coding region: 1-1362 (453 amino acids)
Biological process (GO): exocytosis; vesicle fusion
Cellular component (GO): SNARE complex; plasma membrane
Molecular function (GO): syntaxin binding; SNAP receptor activity
Source: RefSeq, a predicted model, not a curated record
AUGGGUAAAUUCAGCCUUCGCAAAGGCGACGACGACGAUGAUUCCAGCAGACUCGCUCUGUUCGGCUCCAGAUCCAAGAGCAAAUCUCCUGCUCCUUCCCAGAACCCUUAUGCCUCCACAAACCCCUAUGCACAGCCAGCCAUUCCUCCGGAUCCCUACACAAAGGCUAAGAUGAGCGCUGGAGUUAUACCUCCCUCAGGUCAAGGAGCCCCCUCAGGCUCUGGUAAGCCCAGUGGCUUGCCCGGUCCUGGUCAACAGCGGCCACCAUAUGGAAGGGAUAACGCAUACGGCAAUCAGUCAUCAGGUAGUUUUGGAGGAGACAAUAAAUACGGUCCUGCCCAAGGCGGGUACGGGGGAGGUAGUGGUUAUGGGGCAGACAAAUUCGGGAACCAGAACGGUUAUGGAGGCGGUGCCCCUGGUGGCAACCCAUACGCAAGCAUUCAACAGCCUAGUGGAACCUCACGGCAGGGAGGAUAUGGAGGGUUGGGUUCCUCCUCUCUCUACGACAACGACAACAACCGCGAUGAGUUGUUCGGCGGAGCACGAGAAAGGCUGGAACAGAAGCAGCAAAAUCCAAAUAGUGGCCCUCCUGAGUAUGAAUACAACUCUGGUGGUGCUGAUGCUGGUGACCGCAGCUUCGGAGCAUAUGGUGACCGUCAACUGACCGCAGAGGAAGAGGAGGAAGAGGAUAUCAAUGCUCUCAAACAAGACAUCAAGUUCAUGAAACAACAAGAUGUUGCAUCUACCAGAAACGCCCUUCGGAUUGCUGCUCAAGCUGAGGAGAUGGGGCGGAAUACUCUGGCUAGACUCGGUGCACAAGGUGAGAGAAUGCACAACACAGAUCGGAAUCUUGAUCUCGGCAACAACUAUAUCAACAUCGCCGAGGACAAGACCAAAGAGCUCAAGACAUUGAACCGGAGCAUGUUUGCAGUCCAUGUCAAUAAUCCCUUUACAGCCAAGGACAGACGUGCGCGCCGGGAUGAACAGAUCAUGGACCGGCAUCAUGCUGAAAGAGAGGCACGUGAGGCUACCCGAGAGGCUGCUUUCAGGAGCACCCAACGUAUGAAUCAAAAUUUCAAGGGUUUGGACGAUGCUUCAACGGUUGGUACGACGAAAACAAAUCUAGCUGAAAGGGCCAAGUACCAGUUCGAGGCCGACAGCGAGGAUGAGGGCAUGGAGAAUGAGAUCGACCGGAAUCUGGAUGAGCUCUCUGGGGCGGCCAAACGUCUUAAUCUCCUCGCUCGAGCCACGGGAGAAGAAGUUGAGGCCCAGAAUAACCUAAUCACCACCAUUGCAGAGAAGAGUGACCGUUUCGACGAUCGUCUUCAUUUCCAGACCGAAAAGCUCAAGAGGAUACGUUAG